AUGUCCGCUACUACAACCACUACCACCACCAGGUCGAGUCUUAUGGAAGAUGUUGUUGUCACGCCUAUCAAAAACAAUUUCGGCGCUGAGAUAACCGGGCUGAGCUUUUCUGAAGGCGUCUCCGGGGAAGCAUACCAACUUAUUCACAAUGCGGUGAAGGAGCAUGGCUUUGCCGUGAUUCGCCAAACGGGACUUGACGAUGACAAGCAUCUUGAGCUUGCUCGCAUGUUCGGUGAACUUGACGAUGUGACACCAUACAAUAAAGCUGGACGUGUACACCGACUGAAGUACAACGAGCUGUUUGACGUUGGUAAUAUCAACCUCGACGGCUCCAUUGUCAGUCUUGACAGUGCCCGCGGCGAGGCCAACAAGGGAAAUUCUUUGUUUCAUACAGACUCUAGCUUCAACCCUCGUCGAGCGGGCUACUCUCUUCUCCUCGCACAUGAAUUGCCACCCCCUGGGACUGGAGGCUCAACCUCCUUUGCCGAUAUGAGGGGGGCUUAUCGUGAUCUUGAUGAAAGUUUCAAGAACUUUUUGGUUGAAAAGAACUUCAUUGCUCGUCAUUCGAUCCUUCAUUCCAAGAAGUUGGCCGCUCCCGAGUUUUACAGAGAUAUCGAUCCUGCUCAGCAUUUCAUGAGUCGCCAUUUGCUACUUCAAACCCAUGAGCGUAGCAAAGUUCCCACAAUCUACCUCGCGAAGCAUAUUCAUUCUCUUGAGGGCGUGUCUUCCGAAGAAUCCCAGGCCAUAUUGGAUACCCUCUUCGAGCAUGCCACCCAAGAGAGAUAUGUCAUCGAUAUAGAAUGGAAGGAUGCUGGAGACAUGAUUGUUUGGGACAAUACUUGUACCAUGCAUCGUGCUGUCAGCGGAGAGUUCGUGACCAAAUAUAGGAGGGACAUGCGGCGGGCCACUGUACACGACGACAGCAGUUUAGCGUGGGGGUUCAACUCGAAAAGCAACGAACGGAUGGGUCUACCUUGA
Molecule: messenger RNA, 978 nt
Organism: Penicillium olsonii
Lineage: Eukaryota; Fungi; Ascomycota; Eurotiomycetes; Eurotiales; Aspergillaceae
Source: the annotation of a GenBank genome assembly